This is a messenger RNA of Labeo rohita (rohu), 4557 nucleotides long. RefSeq names its product arf-GAP with coiled-coil, ANK repeat and PH domain-containing protein 2. The transcript is spliced from 23 exons. Gene Ontology annotation, cellular component: cytoplasm. NCBI's taxonomy places the organism in Eukaryota, Metazoa, Chordata, Actinopteri, Cypriniformes, Cyprinidae. The record is from RefSeq and is a predicted model, not a curated record. The coding region runs from base 270 to 2717 and encodes 815 amino acids. Gene Ontology annotation, molecular function: GTPase activator activity; protein binding.
UAGUUUUGAAACACAGCCCACAGUGCUCCUCAUUUACACUCAUCUGAUCAGCCCACUCGUUAAUGCUGGAGGAACUGCACCUUAUAAAACUCAUUUCUACAGCUUCAUGUCCGGUUGACACGAGCAGAUCAUACUUCAGCCCUCAUAUGUGGAGUUUAUCUGGGAUCCUGGAGUGAUUCGAGCAGAAGUUUGAGCUGUUUGUGGUUUUACAGGAGCUAAUGUUAGCCUGUUAGCUCUUAAUCUGUGUUUAUAAACCUGAUCAAGUCAACAUGAAGAUUACUGUGGAUUUCGAGGAAUGUCUCAAGGAUUCACCCAGAUUCAGGGCGACCAUCGAGGAGGUGGAGGGCGACGUCUGUGAGCUCGAGUCCAAACUAGACAAGCUGGUGAAACUAUGCAUUGGGAUGAUAGACGCUGGGAAGGCGUACAACACGGCCAACAGGCAGUUUGUGAACGGGAUCCGUGAGUUGGCACAGCAGUCUGCCAAAGAUGAUGUCAUCGAGUCCAGUCUGAGCACAUUUGCUGAGAAUCUUCAAGAGAUGAUCAACUAUCACACAAUUUUGUUUGACCAAGCUCAACGAUCAAUCAAAUCACAACUCCAGACAUUCAUUCGAGAGGACCUUCGGAAAUUUAAAGAAGCUAAGAAACAGUUUGACAAAGUGAGCGAGGAGAAAGAAGCAGCCCUGUCCAAAAAUGCCCAGGCUCCUCGAAACAAGCAGCACGAGGUGGAGGAGGCCACCAACAUCCUCAACGCCACGCGCAAGUGCUUCCGCCACAUCGUUCUGGACUACGUGCUGCAGAUUAAUGUGCUGCAGUCCAAGAGACGAUCAGAAAUCCUCAAAUCGAUGCUGUCCUUCAUGUACGCCCACCUGACGUUCUUCCAUCAAGGUUAUGAUCUGUUCAGUGAACUACAACCCCUCAUGAAACAACUGACUGGACAGCUGGAUCAGCUGGUGAUGGACUCCACAAAAGACAGAAAGGAUAUGGAGAUGAAACACUCGACCAUUCAACAGAAGGACUUCUCAAAUGACGACACCAAGCUGGAGUAUAAUGUGGAUGCAGAGAAUGGGAUUGUCAUGGAGGGUUAUCUGUUCAAGAGAGCCAGCAACGCCUUCAAAACCUGGAACAGACGGUGGUUCUCAAUUCAGAACAAUCAGCUAGUCUACCAAAAGAAAUUUAAGGAUAACCCUACGGUUGUGGUGGAGGAUCUGCGGUUAUGCACCGUCAAACACUGCGAGGACAUCGAGCGCAGAUUCUGCUUUGAAGUGGUUUCUCCAACAAAGAGCUGUAUGAUGCAAGCAGACUCUGAAAAACUCAGGCAGGCCUGGAUCAAAGCCGUCCAAAACAGCAUCGCCACAGCCUUCAGAGACAAAGCAGAAGACGCCGAGAAGAUGGACAGAAAGUCGUCCACAUCUACAGGCAGCUUGGACUCGAGUGGCGACGUGAAGGAGAGAACACUGAAGGGCGAGAGCGCGUUGCAGCGGGUCAUGGCCAUCGGCGGGAACGGCAGCUGCUGUGACUGCGGGCAGCCGGAGCCGCGCUGGGCCAGCAUCAACCUGGGCAUCACGCUCUGCAUCCAGUGCUCGGGCAUACACAGGAGUCUUGGCGUUCAUUUCUCGAAGGUCAGGUCUCUGACGCUGGACACUUGGGAGCCUGAACUGCUCAAGCUGAUGUGUGAGCUGGGAAAUGGUGUAAUAAACCGAAUCUACGAGGCUCGACGAGAAGAAUUGAGAGCCAGGAAACCACAACCAGGGGAUCCCAGGCAUGAGGUGGAGGCCUACAUCAAAGCCAAGUACGUGGAGCGCCGGUUUGUCCAGAGACGCUCAGAAGACGAGAUCAGGCAGAAGGUUUUAUCACUGAGUAAACAGGAUAACCGUCUCAGCAGCUGCUCGGAUCCUCAACCUUCGGGAGGAGCGUCAGUGUCAAAACCCCGUCCAGCGUCUGCUUCCUCGGCGAACCACGAGUCUCUCUUCUGUGUAGAUGAGCUCGAUUCUCUCUUCUCCUACUUUAACACCUCCGCCAAGCCCUGCUGUCUGAGAAGCACAGACGGUGACGUGCAGUACCUCGCUGACGGAAGCAGAGAGACGUUGAGUUCGAGCGCUUCCUCCAGCACGCUCAACGACACGGAAGGCCCAGAGCUGCAGAUCUCCGAGCCUCACGAAGAGUGUGCCGGUAAAGAUCUGGUGGUUUUCUGCGAGCCGAAGCAGUUGACGGCGGGCCUGCAGCUGUACUGGGCGUCUUUCUCCCGCAGUCUGCCGGACAUGGCCGAAGCUCUCGCGCACGGGGCAGUGGUCAACUGGACCAAUGUGGACGACGAGAACAAGACGCCGCUUAUAAUGGCCGUUCAUGGGGGGUCUCUGGUCACCUGUGAAUUCCUGCUCCAGAAUUCAGCCAGUGUCAACCAGCAGGACAAUCUGGGCAGAGGACCUUUACAUCACGCCACUAUCCUGGGCCACACAGGGCAAGUGUGUUUAUUUCUAAAACGGGGAGCCAAUCAGAACGCAGCAGAUGUUGAGAAUCAAACGCCGCUUUCAAUCGCAGUCGAGGCAGCAAACGCUGAUAUUGUCACGCUGCUUCGCCUGGCCAAGAUGAACGAGGAGAUGCGCGAAUCUGAGGGUCCGUAUAGUCAGUCAGGUCAAUUUAACUCUAACAGCCCGACUGAAAUGCAAUAUCGGAAGUGUAUGGAGGAGUUCAUUAACUUGCAGCUCAGAGACUCCUAACAUAUGCUGAAAUCACCACAACCUGUCGCAAACGCACAAAAUUAGUGAAUGUCCACAAUUAUGUGAAGCUGUGCUUCAUUAGACCCCAGGAUGGGUUAGUCUAGCCUAGUAUUUUAAUGUGAAGUAAACAAUAAUAGGACGUUACUGCUGGAACAUGUGCAAUAACUAGUCUUGUGAACGAGUGACGUGAAAACAUGCACCUUAUUUACAUUGUGUGUGUGUAUUUGUCUUAAAACUGUCAGUGUGUAAGAGCAGUGUGAUGAAAACUUGGCCCAGUCAAGAUCAUCUGGCACAUUCCUCAUAUUUAUCACUUCAUUAUACUUGAGGAAGUGAAACUGUGUAAAUCAAAUCAGUGUGUUUAUAAAUAUUACAUCUAAUACAGAUGUAGCACGCCUGUACAAUUCAGUAUUAGUUCUGGAUUAGACAACACUGUAUUAGAUAUUUGACUAUAUAUAUUAUAUAUGCAUGUUUUGUUAACAAUAAAAAAAAAAAAUGUAGUGUAUUUUAAAUAUAGCACAAAGUACACUAUAUAUAUGUAUAUAUAAUAUAUAUAUGUGUAUAUAUAUAUAUACACACACACACACAAUUGCCGCUCAAAAGUUUGCAAUCAGUAAGACUUGUAAUGUUUUUUUUAAAAAAGUCUUUUAUGCUCAUCAAGGCUGUGUUUACUUGAUACAGAUACAGAAACACUAGUCAUAUUGCAGAAUGUACAGUAUAAGAAAAAAAUUAUAAAAUAUUUAUAUUUUGUAUUUAUAAAUGCUGUUCUUUUUUAACUUACUCAUCAAAGAAUCCUGAAAAAAAAGAAUCACAGGUUCCAAAAUAUAUUUGUCAGCACAACUGUUUCCAACAUUGAUAAUUCUAAUAAUAAAUCAGCAUAUUAGAACGGUUUCUGAAGGAUCAUGUGACACUUAAGACUGGAGUAACAGCUGAUGGAAAUUCAGCUUUGCAUCACAGGAAUAAAUUAUAUUUUAAAGUAUAUUAAAAUAAAAACCAUUAUUUUAUAUUGUAAUAACAUUUUGCAAUAUUACAGAUUUUUUCUGUAUUUUUUUUUAACAAAUAAAUGCAGCCUUUCUGAUCCCAAACUUUUGAGUGUAUAUGUAGUUGUUUAAUAUAGUUUUGUGAAAUAGCUAAAAUAUUUUAUGUAAUUAGACUUUAUGUACAUUACAAGAGAAACUAGACAGUCUGAAUGUUGCUAUAAAUAUAUUUUGUUUGUUUUAUUUAGAUUAAAUGAAUGUGCCAUAUUAGGUGGGCUAACUAUUAGCUGGAGUUGCAGUACUGUUAUCGCUCACAGAGGGGCGCAGUAGAGCUGGACUUUACACCCCAUAUAAGAGGGUUUCUUUUUCUUCUGCUCCGUUUGGCAACAAGACAUUUACCUCUUAGAUUUCCACAGAUUUUAAAUGAGCUCUUUUAAACAAAACCUUAUAAUUAAACCCUUUACAUAGCAGUCUAAAAGCUGAGUCUCAGGUUUAUUAAUAUGCAAAUAAAAACACAGAGGUGUUUACAAGGUCGUAAAUGAUGUUAUUAUUGUAUACAAUUCUGCAGAGCAUGAAAAUGUCGUAUACUGUUAUUUCUGAGUAGCUCUCUUCAUUUAUCUGCUUUGUUUCUCUUUCAAACUGUUAUGACACUGAUCGUUAUUUUAUGUGGUAAUUACGCCACAACUGCCACACAUCUGUAUCCCAUGUAAUUCGUAUUGAACCCAGAACGUUUCUUUAAACAGAAAUCUUCACUGUUUUCCAAACACUUGACAGUAUUGCAUCAAAAUGUGUUUUAUCUGCUACUACACGCUAGAUAUCAAGCGAGAUCAGUGUAAAUAGUCAAUAAAUACACUUCAUAUGCAUCA